UCGACUUGUUUUCAUCGCUUUUCAAUAGCAAAAGCCUAUCUAUUAUUCAUGAUUUACAUCCGCUAAAUAAUUAAGCCGUUCUACUAUCCAUAAUGGAUCAGUACGACACAUCCCAGCUUACGGAGUUUCCGCGCUUCGAGCCCGAAUCAUCCCAGAGCGGGGUAUCAACGUUCUUUAACAAAUUGUGGAAGUUUCCGAUCUUCUCGCCCAGCGAGACGGGCGAGAGUCAGAACAAAGCCGUGGGAGACGGUAAAGAGGGGUCUCCGCAGGACGAGGAUGUGAACAAGCAGGAGUACGAUGAUAAACCGGAACAGGCGAGCUACGCGGUCGAAUUUGAAGGACGAAGUUUGCAGAAUGUUUUGAGAAGGAUCAGCAGUCUUGUUGCUUUGGGGUCUAGCAGUGGUACGAAGUACUCGGACACGGAGCUGGCGCGCUACUGGAUGCCCGACGACAUAUCUCGUGAAUGCUACGAGUGCGCGGCGCGGUUCGGAACGCUGCGGCGGCGGCAUCACUGUCGCGUGUGCGGACAGGUGUUCUGUGGGCGCUGCUGCUCUCAGCGAGUGCCAGGGCAGAUAUUUGGAUGCGCGGGCGGGCUCCGCGUGUGCAACUACUGUUGUAAUGUGGUGCUGAGCUACCUCCGAGAGAACGAGGCGGGCGAGAUCUCGCCGGACCUCCGCUCUCUUCAGGAAAGUCUACAGGCCAAGUUCCCGGACAACAAGGCGAACGCGAAGACCCGCGACAACUACAUGUUCGCGCGCGAGGAGGAGCGAACCGGGGCCCGGGAGCCCCUGCCCGAGCUGCUGCCCGCGCUGCGCGCCGCGCUGCCGCUGCUGCAGCACAGGUACCGACUGGUGCGCUACAACGGCGUGUGGCGAGGGUCGGACAUCAUGCAGUGGAUCAUGGACAACACCGGACACAAGACCAGGGCGCAGGCUCGAGCCGUGUGCCAAGCCCUAGUGUCCGGCGGCUGGGUCACCGGAGUACCAGAGCCCGCGCCACUGUUCGCGGAGUACGCGCUGUACCGCCCCAAGCCCGCCCCCGACCCGACUGACACUGCAAGUGCAAGUGAGUGUGCGGAUGACGACACCCACACUCGGCUGGUAGAGAGCGUGUCCUCGUACUGCCUAGACCUGGAUCUGGGCGAGAGCUCGGCCAGACUCACCAAGACGCCCAAAACCAACGCUCCAGAGCCGAAGUCAUCCCCGUCGAGUGAGGAGGAGAGCCCCAACCUGGAGCACAGCGAAGGCCCUACGGAAGCCCUAUGCCCCCGCAUCGCAGCCAAGGGCCAGGAACACCUUGAACUCCUGAUGAGGCAGUGGCUAUCAGCGGAAGCCCUCAGUGCGUCAUGGCUGGAUGUGCUACUGCCGCUGUGUAUGGCGGGAGCUGAGGCCACCAUGCCAGACAUGCACAGCAGCGACAUCGACAUCCGCAACUACGUGCAGGUGAAGAAACUGCGCGACGGACACAUGCGCGACAGUUGCUUGGUGCCCGGAGUCGUGCUCACCAAGAAUGUGGCGCACAGGGGUAUGCCGCAGGAGAUUGAAAACCCGACCGUGUUGCUGCUCGACUGCUCCGUCGCGUACCAGCGGGUGGAGGGCAAGCUGACGUCGCUGGAACCAGUACUGCUGCAGGAGCGCGAGUACCUGGUGCGGUGCGCGGCGCGCAUCACGGCGCUGCGGCCGCGCGCGGUGCUGGUGCGCGGCGGCGUGGCGCGGCCCGUGCAGGACGCGCUGCGCGCCGCCGGCGUGGCGCUCGCCACCGGAGUCGGCGAGCGCGCGCUCAGGCGCGUCGCCAGGAGCGUGCGCGCCGACCUGGUGGCGUCCGUCGACGCCAGGAUCGCCGUACCGAGGCUAGGCUCCUGCAAACGGUUCGCAGUCACCUCCUACCCGAGCAAGACGCUGAUGUCGUUCGAGGGCUGCGCGGAGCCCGCGCUCGGGUGCUGCAUCCUGCUGCGCGGCGCCACCACCGCCGAGCUGGCGCGCGUCAAGCGCGUCGUCAGGUUCAUGCUGCGAGCCUGCUACAACUGGAAACUCGAGAAAGCGUUCCUCGCCGACGUGGAGGCUAUGCUCCCGGACCCCGGCGCUUUUGAUGAUGAUGUUGAUGAACACGAAGCUAAAGAUGAUAAUCAAUUUCAAGAAGAUGCAGAACAAUUUGCCACUGAUGAUAAUGUGUUUGCUGGUGUGAAUAUUGGUGAUAAAACGAUUGAUGAUGGUGAUGAUGUUUUAGCUAGUGGGAAUAAAGCAGCGAAAGAGAGCAGAGUUUCAUUUGCUGAUGAUAAAAUUAUGGUUACUGAUGAGAAAGUGUCUACUACCAAACAUAUUACAUAUAAUAAAGUGUCAGCAUCUGCUAAUAAAGCAAUAAUUAGUAAUGAUAAUACGCCAGAAGACAAAAAAAUUGCCACAGAUGAAAAAGAUGCAACUGAUAAUAAAAGUAAUAAAGUAUCAGUCAGCGAUGAAAACAUUCCACCUUUAGAUGAAAAAGUCUUAGCUACAGAUGAUAAAAAGUCAACUGUCAAAGAUGACACAACUAAUAAAGAUUCAGCUUUUGAUGAUAAAGUAAAUACUGAAGAAAACGUGCCAUCCUCUAAUGUCGUAGAUGACCCGCUUCAAGCCAAGUUCAGUCGGUCGGAGAGCGAGCGAGCGAGCGGAGUGCCCAUUAGAGACUUCAGCGACCCGCUGCGCGCCGCUGUUGAUGAUGAUGUGUUUCUAGCGGAGGACAGUCUACAGGCGGACACGCAUGCUGACAGAUGGUCGACCGACGACACGGUGCUGUCCAUGUCUCCGAACGUGAUCAUUCCGCCGCCGUACCUGGACACGGAGGCGGGGCGGCGCUGCCCGCUGCGGCGCUACCUGCCCCGCCCCCCGCCCCCUCGCCCCAGGCCCCGCCCCCCGACCACGCCCCGCGCCGCGCGCAGGCACAGCCGCCCCAGGCACAGCGUCAUGGACCUCAAGGAGCGGCACCCGUUCGUGACGCAGCCGAUCGCCGCGACGGCGGAAGACCCGGCGCUGAGGGCGGCGCUCGCGCACUACCGCGCCACCGGCUGCCAGCUCGGAGACACACACACCACGGAGUGCCCGAUGUACAAGCCGUCGGUGGUGAAGCGCGCCGGCCCGCCCGGGCCCGGGCCCGCGGCCGCGCCGGCGCCCGCGCGCGACCCGCUGAGCCCGGAGCAGCACCAGCAGCUGAGCGUGCUGCUCUACAGCUACAGCUCCAAGUCGCCCAACGUGCCGGACUUCUGCGUCAACCCCUGGAUAGUGACAAUGGAGAUGUACGGCCGGAACGACAUCACGCUGGGGGCUUUCCUGGACAAGUACUGUUUCAACAGCGACUCCAAGUGCCCCUCCGGAGGGUGCUCCGUGCCGGUCAACCAACAUGUCCGCAGGUUCGUGCACGGCGACGCGUGCCUCACGGUCACCUGCAACAUCAUUCAGCACAGCGCCGUCGACAAGCACAAGGAGGAACACGGCAGACAGGUGAUGUUCUGGUCGCGCUGCGAGCAGUGCGGCGCGAGCGGGCGAGCGAGACGGCUGUCCCUCGCGGCGCUGUCCCUGUCUCUGGCGGUGUACCUGCGCGUGCGCGCGUCCGCGGCGCGGCCGGCGGCGCGCGCGUGCCGGCACCCGCUGCACGCGCACGCGCACGUGUUCGCGCGCCGCGAGGCCGCGGCAUGCUGCAGAUACAUGAAGAUAACUCCGUACGAGAUCGAGCUGCCUCCCGACACGAUCUCCACGCACUACGACACGAAGGCCAUGCGCGAGGCGCUCAUCGCGCAACUCAACGAACUAGUUCUCAAAGGCCACGAGACGUUGAGCGUGGUGGCGGAGGCGGGGGCGGAGCAGGACUACCAGGCGUUCAAGCACCACACCGAGCAGAUCUCGCUCGCACUCACACACAUCUCGCUCGCACUCACACACGCCAAGGAGAACACCACCGCGGCCGGUAUGACGCCACGAGACGCCGAGCGUGGUGGCGGGGGCGGGGCCGAGCAGUACUACCAGGCGUUCAAGCACCACACCGAGCAGAUCUCGCUCGCACUCACACACGCCAAGGAGAACACCACCACGGCCGGUGUAAUCCGCUCGCUGUGGCGCGUGUCGGACGCGCUGAUCUCGGGCGAGCGCAUGCUGCGGGACGCGCAGGACGCGUGGGCCUCGCCCCCGCCCAAGCCCGCCAAGCCUCUCGACGCCACCGUGGAAGAGAAAUCAGACUUGGAAGAGUCGACCGGAGAAAGCGAAAACUCAGGCACCACUUAUGUGUUCGCAGAGGGGCCCCGCGAGCCCCGGGACGAGAAGGACCACGCUGGUGGCGAGGAAGACGAGGAGAAGGGAGACAAGAAGACGGUGCGGCAGAUCCUGUCGCAGCUGCUGUCCAACAAGGAGGCCUCCCAUCAGCACGGGAUCAUAAUCCCGCACGGUCUGGUGCCGGUGGUGGUGCACGUCGGCGGAGUGGGCUCCGUGGUCGCGGCCGCGCUCGCCUCCGUCACCUACCACCGCUCGCUGCGACUGCAGAGGCACAGCACCCAGUCGGAGGCCGACGAAGCUGAAGCCGGUGCAGGAAAGGACCGGGUCGACGGCGACAAGAGUAAGGCCAAGUCCAACGACCACAUCGAGGUCCUACUUAAGGAUGGGCUGCUGUGCCGCAUCUACUACGCGCCGCAGUUCCACCGGCUCCGGCACGCGCUGCUCGCGGCGCUCGACGACCGCGACCAGCCGCGCCUCGGCGACGCGCGCUGCUGCGACGACCUCAAGGACAAAGUUGGUCAGGAUGGGCUGCUGUGCCGCAUCUACUACGCGCCGCAGUUCCACCGGCUCCGGCACGCGCUGCUCGCGGUGCUCGACGACCGCGACCAGCCGCGCCUCGUUGGUCAGGAUGGGCUGCUGUGCCGCAUCUACUACGCGCCGCAGUUCCACCGGCUCCGGCACGCGCUGCUCGCGGCGCUCGACGACCGCGACCAGCCGCGCCUCGGCGACGCGCGCUGCUGCGACGACCUCAAGGACAAAGUUGGUCAGGAUGGGCUGCUGUGCCGCAUCUACUACGCGCCGCAGUUCCACCGGCUCCGGCACGCGCUGCUCGCGGCGCUCGACGACCGCGACCAGCCGCGCCUCGGCGACGAUGGGCUGCUGUGCCGCAUCUACUACGCGCCGCAGUUCCACCGGCUCCGGCACGCGCUGCUCGCGGCGCUCGACGACCGCGACCAGCCGCGCCUCGGCGACGCGCGCUGCUGCGACGACCUCAAGGACAAAGUUGGUCAGGAUGGGCUGCUGUGCCGCAUCUACUACGCGCCGCAGUUCCACCGGCUCCGGCACGCGCUGCUCGCGGCGCUCGACGACCGCGACCAGCCGCGCCUCGGCGACGCGCGCUGCUGCGACGACCUCAAGGACAAAGUUGGUCAGGAUGGGCUGCUGUGCCGCAUCUACUACGCGCCGCAGUUCCACCGGCUCCGGCACGCGCUGCUCGCGGCGCUCGACGACCGCGACCAGCCGCGCCUCGGCGACGCGCGCUGCUGCGACGACCUCAAGGACAAAGUUGGUCAGGAUGGGCUGCUGUGCCGCAUCUACUACGCGCCGCAGUUCCACCGGCUCCGGCACGCGCUGCUCGCGGCGCUCGACGACCGCGACCAGCCGCGCCUCGGCGACGCGCGCUGCUGCGACGACCUCAAGGACAAAGUUGGUCAGGAUGGGCUGCUGUGCCGCAUCUACUACGCGCCGCAGUUCCACCGGCUCCGGCACGCGCUGCUCGCGGCGCUCGACGACCGCGACCAGCCGCGCCUCGGCGACGAUGGGCUGCUGUGCCGCAUCUACUACGCGCCGCAGUUCCACCGGCUCCGGCACGCGCUGCUCGCGGCGCUCGACGACCGCGACCAGCCGCGCCUCGGCGACGCGCGCUGCUGCGACGACCUCAAGGACAAAGUUGGUCAGGAUGGGCUGCUGUGCCGCAUCUACUACGCGCCGCAGUUCCACCGGCUCCGGCACGCGCUGCUCGCGGCGCUCGACGACCGCGACCAGCCGCGCCUCGGCGACGCGCGCUGCUGCGACGACCUCAAGGACAAAGUUGGUCAGGAUGGGCUGCUGUGCCGCAUCUACUACGCGCCGCAGUUCCACCGGCUCCGGCACGCGCUGCUCGCGGCGCUCGACGACCGCGACCAGCCGCGCCUCGGCGACGCGCGCUGCUGCGACGACCUCAAGGACAAAGUUGGUCAGGAUGGGCUGCUGUGCCGCAUCUACUACGCGCCGCAGUUCCACCGGCUCCGGCACGCGCUGCUCGCGGCGCUCGACGACCGCGACCAGCCGCGCCUCGGCGACGAUGGGCUGCUGUGCCGCAUCUACUACGCGCCGCAGUUCCACCGGCUCCGGCACGCGCUGCUCGCGGCGCUCGACGACCGCGACCAGCCGCGCCUCGGCGACGCGCGCUGCUGCGACGACCUCAAGGACAAAGUUGGUCAGGAUGGGCUGCUGUGCCGCAUCUACUACGCGCCGCAGUUCCACCGGCUCCGGCACGCGCUGCUCGCGGCGCUCGACGACCGCGACCAGCCGCGCCUCGGCGACGCGCGCUGCUGCGACGACCUCAAGGACAAAGUUGGUCAGGAUGGGCUGCUGUGCCGCAUCUACUACGCGCCGCAGUUCCACCGGCUCCGGCACGCGCUGCUCGCGGCGCUCGACGACCGCGACCAGCCGCGCCUCGGCGACGCGCGCUGCUGCGACGACCUCAAGGACAAAGUUGGUCAGGAUGGGCUGCUGUGCCGCAUCUACUACGCGCCGCAGUUCCACCGGCUCCGGCACGCGCUGCUCGCGGCGCUCGACGACCGCGACCAGCCGCGCCUCGGCGACGCGCGCUGCUGCGACGACCUCAAGGACAAAGUUGGUCAGGAUGGGCUGCUGUGCCGCAUCUACUACGCGCCGCAGUUCCACCGGCUCCGGCACGCGCUGCUCGCGGCGCUCGACGACCGCGACCAGCCGCGCCUCGGCGACGCGCGCUGCUGCGACGACCUCAAGGACAAAGUUGGUCAGGAUGGGCUGCUGUGCCGCAUCUACUACGCGCCGCAGUUCCACCGGCUCCGGCACGCGCUGCUCGCGGCGCUCGACGACCGCGACCAGCCGCGCCUCGGCGACGCGCGCUGCUGCGACGACCUCAAGGACAAAGUUGGUCAGGAUGGGCUGCUGUGCCGCAUCUACUACGCGCCGCAGUUCCACCGGCUCCGGCACGCGCUGCUCGCGGCGCUCGACGACCGCGACCAGCCGCGCCUCGGCGACGCGCGCUGCUGCGACGACCUCAAGGACAAAGUUGGUCAGGAUGGGCUGCUGUGCCGCAUCUACUACGCGCCGCAGUUCCACCGGCUCCGGCACGCGCUGCUCGCGGCGCUCGACGACCGCGACCAGCCGCGCCUCGGCGACGCGCGCUGCUGCGACGACCUCAAGGACAAAGACAAAAGUCUGUGCGAUAUCGAAGAGGGUUUCAUCCGUUCGCUGGCGCACUGCGUGCCCUGGGCGGCCAAGGGCGGGAAAUCAGGAUCCACGUUCUGCAAAACCAAAGAUGACCGCUACGUUCUGAAAGAGAUGACGAAGCCGGAGUGGACGCAGUUCCUGGAGUUCGCGCCGCACUACUUCAGCUACAUCACCAGCUGUCGCAGCCAACAGCUGCCCAGCCUAUUAGCCCGCAUCGUGGGCGUGUACUCUGUGGGCGGGGCCGGGAACGGCGUGCUGGUGAUGGAGAACGUGUGGUACCGGCGCGCCGGCGCGCGCUUCGACCUCAAGGGCUCCUCGCGGCACCGCCUCGCGCAGCCCGCGCCGCUCGCCGUGCUGCUCGACGAGAACCUGCUGCAGCUGCGUUGGCAGCAGCAGCUGGUCGUGGCGUCGCACACCGGGCGGGUUCUGUUCUCGUGCAUCGACCGCGACACCGAGUUCCUGGCCUCAAACUCCGUCAUGGACUACUCGCUGUUGCUGGGUAUCGAUGGACAGAAGCUGGUGCUAGGAAUUAUUGACUACAUCCGCACAUUCACAUGGGACAAGAAGCUGGAGCACCUGGUGAAGAAGAACCUCGGUUCGGGUCAGCCCACCGUGGUCUCCCCCGACGAGUACAAGUCCCGCUUCCGCAAGGCCAGCCGCAAGUACUUCUUGCGCGCGCCCUCGCCCUGGGACCACCUGCUGUAGA
Molecule: messenger RNA, 8145 nt
Organism: Cydia amplana
Lineage: Eukaryota; Metazoa; Arthropoda; Insecta; Lepidoptera; Tortricidae
Gene: fab1
Product: putative 1-phosphatidylinositol 3-phosphate 5-kinase
Exons: 56
Coding region: 93-8144 (2683 amino acids)
Biological process (GO): melanosome organization; neutrophil chemotaxis; phosphatidylinositol metabolic process
Cellular component (GO): vesicle membrane; cytoplasmic vesicle
Molecular function (GO): metal ion binding; ATP binding; 1-phosphatidylinositol-5-kinase activity
Source: RefSeq, a predicted model, not a curated record